UGCAGGAGUGGUCAGAAGCAGUGCGCUGGAUCAGCCGGGAACACCAGGAGAGACACUGCGGAGAACUCGGCCAACCAAGUUCCAGACACGCACAUCUUCAGCUGGACUUUAUGCAAGGUUUACAAUUAUGGACUUUUCCUAUUUUGCACUUAUUGCGCAACAGGACUCACGGAUCCGUUGAAUUUCGUGUCUAUCUUUUUUUCUUUAAUAUACAGAAAUAACAAUUUGCGCAUUUGGCGGUGAGUGCUGCUCUUAGUUUGGUAUGGAGGUACUGCAGAGGCAAGAUGAGUUCUGAUACAGAUCAUGCCGUGAACUUCUUGAGUAAUGCUUCCACCGAACUGUCCGACGUCUCCAAUUCGAGCUCCGCGGGCAACGGGACCGAACCGAGCUCGUUCAGCCUCAGCCGCGCGCUUCCACUGGGCAUGGUUCUGGGCGCUUUUAUUGUGUUUGCUAUCGUGGGCAACAUUCUCGUUAUUCUCUCUGUAGUGUGCAACAGGCACCUGCGCAUCCCGACCAACUACUUCAUCAUCAAUUUAGCCAUGGCAGACCUGUUGCUGAGCACAACCGUCCUGCCGGUGUCCGCCACGCGUGAAAUUCUUAACUACUGGGUGUUCGGGAGGAUUUUCUGUGACAUCUGGGCUGCGGUGGAUGUGCUGUGCUGCACCGCAUCCAUCAUGAGCCUGUGCGUGAUCUCCAUAGACCGCUACAUCGGGGUGCGUUACCCGCUGCAGUACCCGAGCAUUGUGACCGAGAAACGGGCGCUCUUGGCCAUGCUGGGUGUUUGGGUUCUCGCAUUUGUCAUCUCCAUAGGACCCCUGCUUGGGUGGAAAGAGCCUCCUUCGGAGGACGACACUGUGUGCCUCAUCACGGAGGAGCCGUUUUACGCGCUCUUCUCCUCGCUGGGCUCUUUCUACAUCCCUUUAGCGGUGAUUCUGGCCAUGUACUGCCGCGUGUAUAUAGUUGCCAAAAGAACCACGAAAAACCUCGAGGCUGGAGUGAUGAAGGAGCGCAUGGACUCCAAUGAGCUGACGCUCCGGAUUCAUUAUAAAGGCUCUCAGACGCAGGAUGACUGCAGCAAAGGCCACAUGAGGAGCUCGCUGACAGUCAAAUUGCUCAAGUUUUCUAGAGAAAAGAAAGCUGCUAAAACGCUUGGUGUUGUUGUGGGCAUGUUCAUCCUGUGUUGGUUACCAUUUUUCCUCGCUCUACCCAUCGGGUCGUUUAACACCAGUUUACGUCCUCCUGAAACAUUCUUCAAAGUGAUUUUCUGGCUGGGUUACUUCAACAGCUGCCUGAACCCCAUUAUUUACCCCUGUUACAGCCGUGAGUUCAAGCAGGCCUUCAUUCGGAUUUUGCGGUGCCACUGUCAGCAGAGAAAACAACAGGGCUGGAGGGCGUACAACUACCGCGUCCAGACGGGCUCGGGCAACCAAGUCUACACAGACACAAGCUCCAUUUGCAUGAACGGCAGUCAGCAGACCCUGGCCCCGGUACAACCCAGCCCAACGUUAUUCAGCUCUCGUCCAGCAUCAGGCCUUCUUCCAGGCUGGGGCCCUUGUACCUCCUCUUCCUCUUCCUCCCUAUCUGGGAGCCCUUUUCCUGGUACGAUGAGGUCCAGUACUAGGUCGAUGAGUCCUUGCAAAACUAACAGAAUGGCUUUGCUGUUUUCCAGUGGGUCGCAGCAUGUCAACGGACAGAAUGGGAAGCGAGAAACAGAGCAUGGGUCGAUAUCUAGACACACACCGGAGACUACAAUCUAGUGACUUUCAUGCUAGUGAUUUCUCCGUCUCGCAGUUCUUUCUGGACGGAUCUGAUACAUUAUUCUAGACGUGAAAUGCAUUGGGCAACUUCUCAUGCAUGUCAACAUUGUUUGAUUUGAGAGUUGCUGUUCCUCUGUACGAAAUUAUCUACAGGCAGCCAGUAAUUAUUGCAAAAAAAAAGCCAAACCAGGUGAUUAGGACGCAUAUGCGAGUAAGUAAAUAAAUGUACAUGAAAUAUUUAUUUGAGUUGAUAUUAUGUUAUCUGCAUAUUGUCUUAAAGCUUAUGCUAAGAACAAAAAUGGUCUAUUGCAAUAUACAAAUCAACUGAUCGAGCAACAAGACAAACACUACAACAAUAAAGUAAUAUGUGAACAUUAAAGUCCUCUGAGGUAAUUUUCACUGCAAUCAACAGCUAAAAUGCACAAGUGCCAAAAUUGCGUUUGCAUAAAACAUCAUUUACUGACCCUCAUGUCGUUCCGAACCCAGAAGGCCGACAAAAAUAGUACUCUUGUGAACGCACGUCAAAGACUGACCAAGAAAAAAAGAUAUUAUUGAAUGAAGAUGCACAUAAAGUAUUCUCGUAGCUUUGUAAAAUUAAGGUUGAUGUCACACUGAUGUCACAUCAACUAUUUUAAGGAUGUCCUUUCUAUCGUUCUGGGCCUUGAAUGUAGUAGUACAGUUGCAGGGUCAGAAAGCUCUUGGAUUUCAUUCAGAAUAUCUUAAUUUGUGUCCCGAUGAUUAACAAAGAAGGUCUUACAGCUUUGGAAUGACAUGAGGGUGAGUAAUUAAUGACAGAAUUUUUCAUUUUUAGGUGAACUAACCCAUGCGUGAUGGCGAAUAGUGCAACUGUUCCCAAUUGCUAUUUCAUUUGCUUCUACUUUCCCAUAGGGAUUUUUGAAAUUUCUCUCUUAAAAUACAUAGACCAAACCAACCAGCUAUGAGGUGAAGUACAUUACAAACGUCAAUUUGAGGCAAAAAUGUGUUUGAAAAUUGCACAAGACUGUGUAUCUAAUAGCUUUAUUAAGGGAAAAAAUCCAAUGAUGUAUUGGUAAUGACAUAAUCAAAUUAAAAACAAUAGAUAAUUAUUCAUUUAAAUGCUGAUAAUACAUACAAACAAUAUAUUUUACAUUUAUUACAAAAUAUUCAUAUAGUUGAGACUGAAUUCGCAGUACUUCAUGGGAGUGGGUGAGUGUAAAGAGUUCUUUGGCAUGCUUGGUUUGUUGCAGUUCUCUAAUUGGUGGAGAUUUCUUUACAGCAGUGGUUCCCAACCACGUUCCUGGAGGCCCCCCAACACUGCACAUUUUGCAUCUCUCCUUUGUCUGACACACCCAGUUUAGGUCUUGGAGCAAAGCCACUGGAUGGCUAGCCUGCAACCAUUAGCAGAACAAGAGUAACUGCUAAAGCUAACACUUCCGCUCUGGCAGUAUGUGGGAAAGGAGACCAGAGGCUGUUUUCUUUGAAUGGAUGUCAAUGGAAGAGAGGCUUCACUAUGCUGAAUAAACAGCUUUUAGAGGAAAUGACUUAUCAUUUAAUGAAUCAACAGCCUACCUGCUAAUCUUCAACAUGUUUUACACUAAACAAUACUUUUGGAUUAAACUAUUUUUAGAAUUUACCACAAAAAAUGCUGUUUUAUAAGAGAAGUCACUGACUUUUUGCGACAGGUGGGAUUCAGCUUACGGCACUUCUCAUUCAUUCCUAUGGUAUCCGAUUGAGUGUCGCACAACUAUGACUGAAAUUCAGUGACAUCAAGGCUGUAAUGUGAUUGGUUAUUAAGGGACACGUGAUCCAAAUUAGCCGUUACGCUUUCUCAAAUAGUAAAUAAUACGGACCCUUUCAUCUGCCUAUGGUAAGACAGUCUCUGCUUGGAGUCUCUACUACUGAACUGAUGAUCUGAAUCAGGUGUGUUUGAUCAAGGAGACAUGGAAAACAUGCAGUUUUGCUGGGCCUCCAGGAACGUGGUUGGGAACCACUGUUUUACAGGAUCAUGAAUAAUGUAAUUUUUCAUCACUGUCAAAUAUGAUUAUAUAACCUGAUCAUACAUACAUAUUUUACGAGGUGGCUAUUUUGUACAAAUUCAGACAUUUUGUGAGAAAUGUAUACGUUUUGUGAGAAUUCAUACGUAUUUUAUGAGGUCCAAAACCCCGCCCUUAAACCUACCCCUCAUGGAAAACAUACAAAAUCACUCGACUGAGCUUGUACGUAUUUGUACGAAUUAGCCACCUCAUAAAAUAUGUACGAAUUGGUCAUGAGAUAGCAUUAGAUUUAAAAAAAAAAUCAUGCAGGCUGAUGGCUUCAGCGUGAAUUACUCACCUUCAUGUCGUUCCAAACCUGUAAGACCUUUGUUCAUCUUCAGAACACAAAUUAAGAUAUUUCUAAUGAAAUCCAAGAGCUCUCUGACCCUGCAUAGACAACAACACAACUUACAUGUUCAAGACCCAGAAAGGUAGCAAGGAAAUUGUUAAAAUAGUCCAUGUGACAUCAGUGUUUCAACUGUAACUUUAUGAAGCUAGGAGACUACUUUUUGUGUGCAAAGAAGACAAAAAUAAUGACUUUAUUCAACAAUUUCUUUAGUGAACACGGCAACUGCGCUCAGAUCUGUGCCAAAACAAUCGGUCCAGGAUCGCCUGAACGAGGUGGUCUCAGCUAGAUUGAAAAUGAACUCUGGAGCGGCUCAGUUGUAGUGAGAAAACAAUCCGAUCCAACUGACCAACGAACCAGGUUAUAUCACGAUGUAUGAAGGGAAAUUACAGUUCCAUGAAAAGCAGUAGCUUUGUUGUUUUACUAAUACCUCUUAAAAUGAACCUGUGAAUGUCUGUUUGUUGGCAGGUCUUUGACAUUCAAAAUCAAAGCACGCCUUCCCUGGUGAAAAAAACAGCAUAUGCUGGUAGGUAUGUUUUGGUGCUGGUUUAAGCUGGUCCUUUGCUGGUUUAUGCUGGUCCUUUGCUGGUUGAUGCUGGUCUUUGACCUGCAACAUGACCAGCAUAAACCAGCAAAGGACCAGCAAAGGACCAGCUUAAACCAGCAUCAAAACAUACCUAACCAGCAUCCCAGCAUCAAAACAUACCUACCAGCAUAUGCUGGUUUUUUAACCAGGGUUUUCAUUUUAUAAUGCUGUCUUAUUGCUCUCCUUGUAGUAGGUGCAUUAUAAAAAUGUUUUCCCAACGAAUUCUGAACUCCUGGUCAAAAUUAUAAAGCUGUUGUUGUUCCAUCCUGACGGAUAACAGCGUGGAAUCAUGGAAAGUAAACUGUAGAACGUAGAGGACGGUUUACUUGCGCAUGACUGGUAUUAACACAUUCGAUCCGUUUAAAAACUUUGCCGUAUGAAAGCGAACUGCGCCAAGAAUAAAAAGCAACAUUGUAAUAAUUUUAAUCCCUGUUUCAAAACAAAGCAAUCGAUCUACAUGUGUGAAAGCAUCCUUUGACGUGAACUUUUACAAUAGUACCACUAUUUCAACUGAACGGGUCUCCUGAAUAAGCACUGAAGACUGAUACGGAAGAGAAGAAAUCUGUAUUUUUUGUACACAAAAAGUAUUCUCAUAGCUUCAUAACAUUAGGGUUGAACCACUGAUGUCAUAUGGACAAUUUUAUCAAUGUUCUUACCACCUUUCUGAAGAUGAACGAAGGUCUUACGGGUUUAAAAUGGGAUGAGGGUAAUGACAGAAUUUUCAUUUUUGGUUGAACUGUCUCUUUCAAGGUUUAAAAGUUAGAGGUAAAAAUCAGUUUUCCUAUGGAGAAAAUAAAUGGGAUAUUUAUUUCUGGAACCUUGCACUCUAAGACUAUAUAGCAGUGUUUACUAUAUUUUUCUUCAUUUACAAUGGUAAUUAUUGCAGAAAUGCAUCAUCACAGUCUGUGAAAAAUCUCUGUCCGUUCCAGAGACAGAUGGGUUGGAAAUCUGGGGUUUUCAGAAAUACCAAAAUCACUACUUUAUCAUCAAUACAUAUGUAUUGUUGUGUAUAUACUGUUUUAAAUUUGUAGAUUGUGAAGAGUCUAUAUUUGGCCUGUUUGAUUGUAGUGGCUAUGAUUGUAGUAACGUUUGCAUGAAUAAAGGGAUCAGCUCUGCACCUGGACUUGCUGUGCACAGCUGUGAGCAGCACUGAUACAACUCAGUAUGACUUGCUCACUGGUCUGUUCACCUCAUUUAUUUAUUUCCCUUUUUGAUCUUCAUGUUAUUCUUCAGGUUGUGUGUCAGUUUUAUAAUAAUGCUUAUUGGACUGGUCCAGUUAGAUUGACAGUUAUGACGCCUUGUGAUGUCCAGUUCAAAAGGUGAGGGAGUUGAAGAUGUCAGAUGUCUAAACUGAGCUUGGUUUGGGGUCAUUACAGCACACUUUUUAACAAAUGAAUGGAUGGCAUGAAAAGCUAAUGUUUGACUGAACUCAAGGUACAAACCAACAUAUUAUGUGUGCUUUGAACCAGCAAAUUGGAUUCUUUCAAGGUGUAAAUGUGUUAUACAAGCAGACUUUGUACUUAAUAAGAAAAUGUGGUCAUUGGUUCUACAUUUACUGUUCAAAUCAGUGGGUAUAAAAGGAAAAUAUAUUUCAAUUUAAUUCAGCCUUGAUUUGUUUGUUUUGUGUUACAGAAAAGUUUCCAAGGCAAACAUCAGUGCUUUAUUAGCAAAAAAAAAAGAAUGUGUGCGUUCCUCCUGAUAUGUUUUUCUCCUUCACACUUGUACAUCUUAUUUACUAAGUGGACCAUAUCAAAUUUGUCUCCCUAUAUUUAGAGUGUUAUAUUGUGUGCUAUAGUAAAUAAAGACUUAUUUUCCUUUCUCUCAAGACAAGUGCAUAAUGAAGAAAUAAAUUUCAUUUGUGAAGGUC
This is a messenger RNA of Labeo rohita (rohu), 6568 nucleotides long. RefSeq names its product adrenoceptor alpha 1Ba (gene adra1ba). Gene Ontology annotation, biological process: cell-cell signaling; regulation of cardiac muscle contraction; phospholipase C-activating G protein-coupled receptor signaling pathway. Gene Ontology annotation, molecular function: alpha1-adrenergic receptor activity. Gene Ontology annotation, cellular component: membrane. Lineage: Eukaryota; Metazoa; Chordata; Actinopteri; Cypriniformes; Cyprinidae. The transcript has 2 exons. The record is from RefSeq and is a predicted model, not a curated record. The coding region runs from base 285 to 1757 and encodes 490 amino acids.